ACCUCCUUUCUCCUGUUACAGUAUCCCUUCAUAACCUAGGCCUGUUCUAAAGUUGACAAGAUGGUCCUCUACUCGCGGACACACAUGGUCUCAUGGGCGCUGUUGAAGGAACUCAUUUGUGUUGAGUCGUUCUACACGUUGUCAUGGGGCACACUUUUCGGAAUGACUAUAUGGGUGACACUCAUUGGUAACUCCCUGGCUGUGAAAGCAGUCCCUCGCGAGCCCUACCGGAGGCUGACGGCCAAGUGGUUCCCUACAUACUUUGGCCUCACAAGUGCCCUCGGAACGGUCAUGCUCGGCACAUACUCGUACACGCACCCCGACACCAUCGGAUACAUGUUCAUCAAGCCCCUCACACCGGACGCGCUACAGGGUUGGGUGCUUACCCUCCUGACAGUCACGAACGCGGUCCAAUUCUUCUAUAUCGGGCCUAGAACGGAGAAGGUCAUGUUCACCCGUGCAGCAAAGGAACGCGCUGAAGGAAAGGCAUUCAGCGAUCCAACCGCCUCGGACGAACUGCAAGCGCUUUCGGAAGAGUUCUUCAAGCUGCAUGGAUACAGCAUGGUGUUGAACACCGUCUCCAUCGCUGCAUUGCUCUUCCACGGGCUCUGGAUCGGAACGUUUGGAGCAGCUGGGUACUGAUGAAAGCAUGUAAGAGGAGAGCAUCUAUUGCUACGAAUUCGAUACGACGAUUCCUUGUAUGAACAAAGAAAUGGUUUCAAUGAGCUAAAUG
Dacryopinax primogenitus is the source of this 733-nucleotide messenger RNA. RefSeq lists its product as uncharacterized. Lineage: Eukaryota; Fungi; Basidiomycota; Dacrymycetes; Dacrymycetales; Dacrymycetaceae. The record is from RefSeq and is a predicted model, not a curated record. Bases 61 to 642 code for a protein of 193 amino acids. The transcript has 6 exons.